Molecule: messenger RNA, 2584 nt
Organism: Ictalurus punctatus (channel catfish)
Lineage: Eukaryota; Metazoa; Chordata; Actinopteri; Siluriformes; Ictaluridae
Exons: 8
Coding region: 80-1453 (457 amino acids)
Source: RefSeq, a predicted model, not a curated record
UUCAUCUUGCUAGUGUAGUUUCUCAUCACUUGUGAUCAAGAUCUCUAGCAGGUACAGAGAGGACUGUUCUCUGGACAAAAUGAGAAUACAGGUCUUCUUUGGAAUCCUGCUGAUUUUCACACAAGCUGCCAUGGGUUUGCUGUUUCAGGAUCCUGUUGUCUGUAGAUUUAAUGAGAGUAGUCAGUGUUAUGUAGCUCUGGGACAACGACUGCACCUGCAAAUUCCCCUGGAGGAUGGGAUUGAACUAAAGAUCACAGACAAGACAUCUACCACUCGUUCCAUUUUAAAAUAUAGAAAAACCCAAAGUAAUCCACCAAAACCAAAUGACCCAAGAUGGCAGUUUGUUAAAGAUGAUAAAACUUUGAUACUAACCAGUGCAGAGAGGAGCGACUCUGGAACAUACACUUUAGACAUCUUUGAUGCAAAUGGGAAUAAUAAAGGCAUUUAUACUCUCCAGCUGUACGUUGAAGCUGAGGUGUCCUCAGUGAAAAUGUGGUACAGCUGCUUGCUCCCUGGAGUCAUGAAAGUUUACUGUUCUGCUGAUGGAGACAACCUCCGCUUCAACUGGACUUCUGAUUUAAACACAUUCCCUCAACUGGAGAAUGGGACCAGCACUGUCAUACUGAAUAAAGACCAUCAUGGAAGUGUCACCUGCCAUUCAGAAAAUCACGUCAGCCGUAACCACAAAACCACUGAAGUCCACCCAUGUCCUGGUUUGCUGUUUCAGGAUCCUGUUGUCUGUAGAUUUAAUGAGAGUAGUCAGUGUUAUGUAGCUCUGGGACAACAACUGCACCUGCAAAUGCCCCUGGAGGAUGGGAUUGAACUAAAGAUCACAGACAAGACAUCUACCACUCAUUUCAUUUUAAAAUAUAUAAAAACCCAAAGUAACCCACCAAAACCAAAUCUCCCAAGAUGGCAGUUUUUUAAAGAUAAUAAAACUAUGAUACUAACCAGUGCAGAGAGGAGCGACUCUGGAACAUACACUUUAGACACCUUUGAUGCAAACGGGAAUAACAAAGACAGUUAUACUCUACAGCUGAACACUGAAGCCAUGGUGUCCUCAGUGAAGGUGUGGUACAGUUGUUUGUCUGCUGAGGUCACGAAAGUGCACUGUUCUGCUGAUGGAGACAACCUUCAACGCUUCAUCUGGACUGCUAAUCUAAGCACUCUUACACAGCUGGGAAACGCGCACAGCACAUUCCUGUUGGAUAAAAACCAUCAAGGAAACAUUACCUGCCAUGUAGAAAACCACGUCAGCCAUGACCACAAGACCAUUGAACUCCACCCAUGUUCCGUGACCAGUUCCACACAAUCUAAUAAUGGCCUCAUGGUGUUUGUGUCUGUGUGGCUCUUUGAAGUUAUCAUCCUGCUGUCGCUGUUUGUUGGAGCAUUUUAUAUCUACACCAGAAUCUAUAGGCAACAGAUAAUAACCGAUAUUCAGGAAGCUCCGUAAACAUGGAUUAGGAACAGAAGAAGCAGUACCAAGCACUUGCUCUCCGCCAUCCCAUUAAUUCAUCCACCCUGAACCACCAGAAAAAUAUAACCAUCAGUAACAGAUGAGGAACAUAGAAAACUAUUUUAAUUCCCCAAUCCACAUCAACUUUUCAAAACCUAAACCAGUUUCAUGAUUCCUGCAGAUUUCUUGAUGAACCAAUUACUAGUUUUUAGAGUUGUUUCUCUCAAGCUAUUUUCUUUUUAUUAUUCUAAAAUACAGUUCUUAUUUAUGCACGACUCUUAGUAAUGAUUUAGUUCAUUAUUCACGUCUAUUAUUAAAUCAGUCUACUUAAGACAAUAUGCGAUGAGUUUUGUGACAGUGGAGACUUGGCAGUAUUUAGAGGAUCCAUGUGUGGAGUCCAGAAACUGCCCAGAAAUCAGCAUCCAUAAAGCUUUCCAUGUACAGAGUACAAAGUACAAAGAAUAUUGCAUUUUGUACUAUAAAAGAACUAUAAUAUAAUAUAAGUACAACAAAUAUACAAAAGCAUUAUAAAGCAAUAAAGAACAAGUAGUGUCACCCUGUGUCAGUAUUUUUCUUUCUUACUGAUUGGCCAAUCUAAGUGUUUGUGUUUGUAAAGGUAAAACUGUGUAGAGUAUAUGUAUAGAGUUAGGGCUGAUUUUAUAAUUAGCAUGUUACAGUGUCACUCACUUUCACAGUUUAAAUUGAGUUUCUUUGUAAUAUGAGUUUACUGGGAAUACAUUAGGGGAAAAAAAGAAAGUAAAGUUUGUGAUUGUGCAGGAUUAAACUGAUAUUAUAAUGACAGUUGGAGCUGAUAUAAAGCCUCUCACAUUAUAUUCACAGAUGUCACUAUAUUAUAAUUGUAGAUUUGUGUAAAUAAAUCCACUAAACAAUGUGACCAUAUCACCGUGUGUCAUGCAAACAUAAAAUAAAGGGAAUAUAUCCUGAUCAACUCACUUGUACUGCUAAUUUAUAGCUGUUUUAUUAUAGUGGAGACAUUUUAUUAGAGACAACAGCCUAAGAAACUAACAGUGUGAGUAGGUCUAAACUGAUAUUUUUCUGCCCAGAGAUGAACAGAAUGAACUAGUCUGUCCCUGGUCACCUCAGACAGUAUAAUUUUCAUAUCUGGAA